Molecule: messenger RNA, 1466 nt
Organism: Zeugodacus cucurbitae (melon fly)
Lineage: Eukaryota; Metazoa; Arthropoda; Insecta; Diptera; Tephritidae
Gene: Alg2
Product: alpha-1,3/1,6-mannosyltransferase ALG2
Exons: 2
Coding region: 172-1455 (427 amino acids)
Molecular function (GO): alpha-1,3-mannosyltransferase activity; GDP-Man:Man(1)GlcNAc(2)-PP-Dol alpha-1,3-mannosyltransferase activity
Source: RefSeq, a predicted model, not a curated record
UAAAUCAGUUUGACAGUUCAGAAUUCUUAAUAGUGCAAUAAACAGCUGUUUAUUGUGUUUAAAAUACACGUAAAGUGAACAAAAUUGCAUUCUUUGUUGAUCGAUAUAAGUGCAUCAAAUGCGGAUUUUUACAUUAACUGAAUGACAGUAACGUUUUUAUUUACCACAUAAAUGGUACGUAUUCUCUUUCUUCACCCUGAUUUGGGAAUUGGCGGCGCAGAGCGACUAGUGGUGGACGCAGCGCUUGCUUUAAAAUCUCGAGGACAUGAUGUUAGUUUCUUGACAAAUCACCAUGAUCCAAAGCAUUGUUUUAAAGAAACUUCAGAUGGCACCUUGCAAGUCCAAGUCGUGGGCGAUUGGUUGCCACGUAAGAUAUUUGGAAGAUUCUAUGCAUUAUGUGCAUACUUUCGCAUGAUGUAUGCGGCCUUGUAUGCAUCGUUUGUAUUGUCACGACGUGAAAAUAUUGAUAUAUUCUUCUGCGAUCAAAUUUCUGUUGGUAUACCUGUAUUGAAACUAGCUAAAAGCCGGCCAAAAAUUAUUUUCUACUGUCAUUUUCCUGAUCAACUACUAAGUGCACAAGAGGGUUAUCUUAAGAGUGUAUAUCGUGCUCCUCUAAACUAUUUGGAAGAAUUUACCAUUGGUAUGGCGGAUGUGACAUUAGUCAAUUCCAAGUUUACCUUACGUGUUUUUGGUGAUACAUUCCAUCGUUUGAAGAUAGUCCCCGAUGUUUUAUAUCCAACUUUAAACACCGAUUAUUUCGACACUAUGAAAAACAAGAGUUCAGUGAAACAAAGUAACGAAUUCGGUGUAAAGGGCUGUGAAGACAUACCGCGAAAUGCAUUUGUUUUCCUGGAUAUUAAUCGAUAUGAGCGUAAGAAAAACCAUGCUCUAGCUUUGCAUGCCUUCCGUUUAGUCAUCGAUACUUUACCAUCCACGGAAUCGAAACGUUGUCGUUUAGUAAUUGCUGGUGGUUACGAUGAACGUGUUUUAGAAAAUUUGGAGCAUUACGACGAGCUUCGACAGCUGGUGAUCAAACUCGACCUCAAGGAAAAUGUCUUAUUGCUGCGUUCACCGAACGAUGACGAAAAAUUCAUGUUACUUUAUAAAUCAAAUUGUCUUCUAUACACACCCGAUAAUGAGCACUUCGGUAUUGUGCCACUGGAGGGUAUGUACAUGUCGAAACCAGUUAUAGCAGUAAACAGUGGUGGACCAACUGAGACGAUUGUGCACAAUUCUACGGGAUUAUUGAGUGAGAAGCAACCACAGAGAUUUGCAGAAGCCAUGCUACAAAUAUACAAGGAUGACGCGUUGCGCGAAAGAAUGGGUGUAAUGGGACACAAACGAGUACAGCAAAAGUUCUCAUUCGAAGCUUUCAGCGACAAACUCAAUAAUAUUGUGGAAACUAUUAUGAAACCAACAUGGACGAGAGAUAUUAAUGUAAAAAAAGACGCAUGAAUUAAAUAAAA